Molecule: messenger RNA, 1572 nt
Organism: Euleptes europaea (tarantolino)
Lineage: Eukaryota; Metazoa; Chordata; Lepidosauria; Squamata; Sphaerodactylidae
Gene: DRC3
Product: dynein regulatory complex subunit 3
Exons: 12
Coding region: 1-1572 (523 amino acids)
Molecular function (GO): protein binding
Source: RefSeq, a predicted model, not a curated record
AUGACCAGUCGGUUGUACGACAGCAUCGAACCCAAUGUCAUCGACGAAGAGAUGCUCCAGAAGGCAGUGGAAGAGCAAGGACCCAAGGAAGAAGCGGGCCAGCUGGCCAAGAUGGAAGGGAUAAAUUUCAAAGAUGUCAAGGAGCUGCAGCUCGAUUUUAGAAAUAUCCUGAGGAUCGACAAUCUCUGGCAGUUCACCAACCUGACAAAGCUGCAGCUGGACAACAACAUCAUAGAGAAGAUAGAAGGCCUGGACAGCCUGGUUCAUCUGACCUGGCUGGAUCUGUCCUUCAACAACAUCGAAGGCAUUGAAGGUCUCGACGCUCUGGUGAACCUGAAGGACCUCAGUUUGUUCAACAACAGGAUCUCCAAGAUCGAGAAUCUGGACGCUCUGCAGCAGCUUGAGAUAUUCUCGAUCGGGAACAACAACAUAGGAACCCUGGAAAACCUGGUCUACCUCAGGAAAUUCAAAAACCUGCGCACUUUGAACCUCACCGGGAAUCCAGUGUGUGACAACGAGGCGUACACCAUGUACAUCGCGGCAUAUCUCCCAGACCUUGUGUACCUGGAUUUUAGGAUGCUGGAGGACAGUACGAGGGAGAUUGCCUUCCUAAAAUACCAGUAUGCCAUCGAAGAGAUGAAGCAGGGAGAAUCCGUGGCCCUAGCCAAGCAGGAGGACGAGGAGGCCAAGCGCAAGGAGCUGGAGUAUCACAAGUCUGCUUACGUCGAAUAUCUCAACGGCUCCUUCCUCUUCGACAGCAUGUACGCCGAAGAUCCCGAGGCUGCCAAACUGGAGUACCUUCCUGGUGUGCCCGAACUGCUGGAGGCAUAUCCUACCUGCAAAUUUGUCGCCAUUUGUGAGAACCUGUUUGAGUACGGCCUGAAGCAGCACGAGAAGCGGAAGGCCGAGGUGGCUCUCUUCUACGAGUGCCUCAACGAAGCCCUGGAAGAGAACCGUGAGCAGGGCAACAAGAUCAUGGCCGAGUUCGAAGAAAAGCAUCACUGGGCUUUGGACGCGAUUCAGAACGCCAGCGAGACCGAGAUUUUGGAGUCCCGGCUCCGGGACUACAGCGAUGACAUCAGAAAACUCUGCGAAACGCUGAUGACUCUGGAGAUGCAGCUGGUCGACCAGUUAGAGGAAGUCAUCAAAGAUUUUGAGCGGAGCAUUUUUGACCUCGUGUCCAUCUUCAUAGAAAAUGAGCAAGGGCUAAUGGCGCAGUGCCGGGAUCUCGAAAACCAUCACCACGAGAAGCUCCUUGAAAUAGCCAUCAACACGCUGGAGAAAAUCGUGAAAAGCGAGUUGGAGGAAGAUAUACCGGACGACGUCCGGAUGCUCUUUGUUGACAAGGACACUAUCGUCAACGCCGUGAACGCCUCGCAUGAUAUCCACCUUCUGAAGAUCGACAACCGGGAAGACGAGAUCAUCACCAAAGCCAACGGCUGGGCCGCCACGCUGAUCGAAUCAGUUCACAAAAGCGAAAUAACGAGGAACCGCAACCGCGUGAAGGAGAUCAACCAGUACAUCGAUCACCUUCACAACGAGCUGGAAACCAUGGACGUUCUAGAACCGUAA